This is a messenger RNA of Aureobasidium melanogenum CBS 110374, 2265 nucleotides long. RefSeq names its product oligopeptide transporter. Gene Ontology annotation, cellular component: fungal-type vacuole membrane. Gene Ontology annotation, molecular function: oligopeptide transmembrane transporter activity. NCBI's taxonomy places the organism in Eukaryota, Fungi, Ascomycota, Dothideomycetes, Dothideales, Saccotheciaceae. The transcript has 2 exons. The record is from RefSeq and is a predicted model, not a curated record. The coding region runs from base 1 to 2265 and encodes 754 amino acids.
AUGCCGAAUGUUGUAGAGGUUCAGGCUGAGCCAAUUGGCGGUGCCAUUGAUGCUCACGACGAAAAGCAUCCCGAAACCUUUUCCGUCAAUUCUUCGAACAAAGACGAUAGAUUCAACGAAAAGGAUCCUAAUUUGGUCAAGGCCGAAGAGGAUACCGACUACGAUGAAGGCACCAUUGCUGACCCCUUCGAACCCUACAAUGACCUGCCAGAGGAGCGACACUGGGUUGUCACAUUCCGUGCCAUGCUAAUUGGAUGUAUCUGUGGUGCUCUUGUCAAUGCAUCCAACAUUUACCUCGGUUUGAAGACUGGUUGGACUUUUGGUGCUUCGCUCUUCGGUGCCAUUAUCGGUUUUGCUGUUCUCAAGCCUCUGGCCAAGGCUCUCCCAGAGAACUUCCCUAUUCUCGGCGGAUCUUUUGGACCUCGCGAGAACAACAUCGUUCAGACUGCUGCCACUGCCGCUGGCGGUCUUGGCUCUGUCAUGGUCUCCGGUAUACCUGCACUUUACCAACUGAAACUGCUCAGCACCCCCAAGGAGGACUUUGGAAGACUCAUUUCAUUGACCAUCGUCGGUGCCUACUUCGGAUUCGCCUUUGCUACCCCUCUUCGAAAGUUCUUCAUCAUCUACGUUGCCAGAGAGCUUAAUUUGAUCUUCCCUACGCCUUCUGCUUGUGCUUUGACCAUUCGCAGCAUGCACGCAGCCGCAACUGGCGAGGCCAUUGCCAAGCUGAAGAUGAAGGCUCUAAGCUACUCCUUCAUUGGUGCUCUGCUUCUCCGUGUCGUCUCACAGUACGCCAUUGGAAUUCUCUGGGACUGGCACAUCUUCACCUGGUUCUUCAUCUGGGGCAACUACAAGAACUCCGCCAUUGCUGUUGAGAACUGGGGCUGGUUCAUCGAGUUCACUCCUGCUUUCAUUGGCUCUGGUAUGCUCGUUGGUCUUAACGUCGCUCUAUCUUUCUUCGGUGGCAGUGUCCUCGCUUGGGGAAUCAUUGGUCCUGCUCUCGUCCACAACGGCGUUGCUUUUGGUGCCCAGUCUUACCCCGAUGAUCCGAAGUGGGAUAAGGUCGUUUCCUUCUACUCCCUCAACCAUAAGUUUGCCAACAAGGACACUCCCAGUCCUCGUUACUGGCUUCUCUGGCCUGGUGUCUUGGCCAUGAUUGUCAUCUCUUUCACCGAGCUCUUCCUCCAGUGGAAGGUCUUCUUUAUCAUGUUCAAGGCCAUGGGUCGUGGAGCUGCAAAGGGCUUCAACGCCAUGACCAACAAGGUCGGCAUCAACGGUGCCACCAUCAACGUCACGGAUCAGAAGGAAGAAGAUGUCAUCAAGGACUCUGCCGCAGACCACGAACUUGUCAAGAUCUGGAUGUGGGGACCAAUCCUCAUCCUCAGUAUCAUUGCUUGCUGCAUUGUUCUUGGCGUCCAGUACGACAUGCCUGUUGGCAUGUCUCUCCUCUCAGUCUUCCUGGCCUUCUUCUUCGCCAUCCUCGCUGUCCAAUGUGCUGGUGUUACUGAUGUCACUCCUCUGACUGCCGCAUCCAAGGCUUCUCAGCUUGUUCUCGGUGGUGCUACUAAGGGUGAGCACUGGGUAACCGAGCACGCUCAGCGCCUCAACUUGAUUGGUGGCUCUCUUGCCUCCAUCGGUGCUGGACAGGCCUCCGACUUGGUUGGUGACUUCCGUGUCGGUUACCUUCUCCGCACUUCCCCCUUCCAGCAAUGGGUUGCUCAGGGUCUCGGCACGAUUGUUGCAUGUGUCCUCGCCCCUGCCAUGUUUAUGCUCUUCAGCAAGGCCUAUCCUUGCAUCAUUGAUAUCGAGGCGGAUAAGUGUCCCUUCGCCGCCCCAAGUGUUGGUGCUUGGCGUGCUGUUGCCGUCGCUGUCACCGACCCUACCUUCCCUGUCCCCAAGACUUCGGGCUACUUCGCCAUUGCCUUUGCCAUCUUCGGUGGUGCUAUGGUCGUUAUCCGUCACUACGCAUACACCGGCUCGUGGGCAAAGUACAAGGCUUACCACCCCAACGUCAUGUGUAUCGCUCUUGCCUUCGUGUUGAAUGCCACAGUUUAUGGUACUGCUAUGGUCAUCGGAGCCAUCCCUACCUACUUCUGGGCCAAGCGCAACCCCAAGAGUUUCGAAAUCUACGGCUUCGCCAUUGCCGGUGGUCUCAUUGCCGGAGAAGGCAUCGGUGGUGUCAUCAACGCCAUCUUCCAGAUUGCAGGCAUUGCUGGACCUUCCCCUUACGGUACCAACAUUGCCUGCCCUGGUGACUCUUGCUAG